AUGGAGGCGGUACACGACCCAUGGGCACUGUCUUCAUCAGCGUGGCGCUCUGACCACGAAGUGUGGCCAGUUGGCCUGUACGGGGACGAAGCUUCCAUGGGUUUCGUGGGAGGUGGGCCAGUAGAAAAGAUCAUCGGCCUUUUUCUGAAUAUACCGUUGCAUCGACCAGCAUCAACGCGUCUAUCAAGAUUUCUCAUCUUCUCCAUCUCCUCGGAGUACGUAGUCAGCGCCCAGGACACGUUCUAUCCGGUCUUCGACGCGAUCGUGAGGAGCUUGAACGCAGCAUCCACUGGGGUCGACCCUCAGCGAUUCCUGGUCAGUGAGCUACGUGGCGACCAAGCAUGGUUUAGAUACAUUUUCAGGCAUCGAUCGCACUGGAGCGCUAUCGAAAUCUGCCCUCGGUGUUCUGCAUCUUCCAAAGGCCCAAUGGUGUACUCGGGGGACUACAAGGAAACACCUGCAUGGGCUGCAACCAUGCGGUUCAUUGUGGAUCAGUGCCCCCUGCCACACUGCCCGCUGGUUGGACUCCGCUUUUUUGCGGUGAGCCUGUUGAAGCACUGUACGCUCCACAUCUGCAAUCUGGGCCUGUGCGCCACAGCUUCAGGCUCUUGCCUGCUGAUGCUGAUCUGCAUGGGCGUCUUUGGGCCGGCAACUCCUGAAGAUGUGAGGGGCGCGCUGAACACGUCUUUUGAUGACUUCAGCAGCUGGAGGAAUGCCCUGCGCCGAUUUUUCGGGCUGAUGGAGCGGUCCUCGAGGACGGCCGUCAAGGCAGCAGAGAUUGCUCGAGCUGGGCGGCGCUUCAUCAAGGAGCACCUCCGCCUCACUUCGAUGAGCGCGGCCAUUCCGCAGCUGGCAUGGGUGUGCACGGACCUGGCGUGUUGGGACUGGCGCCUCCGUAGCCGGGCCUCCGUGCCUCUCACUUCCCUAAGACCGCACGAGACUGGUACGCCCCCCAGCAGUCGGUUGCCUGGACCAGGUCUCGGCGCGCUGCUGCGUGCUGGCGUGAGGAAGAUCGACCCCGGCAUCCAGAGCAUCCUGCGGCGGAAGGCGGUCGUCUACGCUCACUGCUCCCAGGGCCAUACCAUGCAGUCCUCCGAGGGGAAUUGGUCCGUGGCCCGGCUGGUCUUUUCCGCCGCAUGCGGCAUUUGCAAGAAGGGCCUGGGAGUCGAGCGGAAGCUUGAGUGCACCUCCUGCGGCUUCUUCCUUUGCAGCUCCUGCGACCGGAAAGGCCUCUUCCGAGGCUACUACUCCUUGGGCUCCAUGGCGGCCACCACCGCCAGGCAAUUGCUGCAAGAGCCGGGCUGGAUACGCUACAAGGCGCGGCGGUACCUGGCGGCAGCUGGCCAGCCUGGUGGGCCGUUGAGCCUAGACGUGUGGCAAGGGAAGCUCGCAUUGAG
Effrenium voratum is the source of this 1397-nucleotide messenger RNA. NCBI's taxonomy places the organism in Eukaryota, Dinophyceae, Suessiales, Symbiodiniaceae. The record is from the annotation of a GenBank genome assembly.